Messenger RNA from Trichoplusia ni (cabbage looper), 1542 nucleotides. RefSeq lists its product as uncharacterized. Gene Ontology annotation, molecular function: carbohydrate binding. The record is from RefSeq and is a predicted model, not a curated record. NCBI's taxonomy places the organism in Eukaryota, Metazoa, Arthropoda, Insecta, Lepidoptera, Noctuidae. Bases 162 to 737 code for a protein of 191 amino acids. The transcript is spliced from 4 exons.
GGUAUCAGUGCCUGCCUGUGUGUUUGUUUUCAUCAUUGCGUCAUCGUAAAACGACUUCAAUCUCAGAUUGAUCUUUAGCAGUCAGAGUCACGAUCAAAUACAGAUGGUUGUGUACGUUUGAGACGUGUAAGAAAAUUGUUGUGUGCCAAAAAUAAUCGAAGAUGUUGAAAUCGUGUUGGGAUUGCCUAGUCGGGUAUGACUUAAUGAGGGAGGGGACGCGGUCAGAGGAACCAUACAGCGUUCAGCUAAACGGGAACGUAAGUCGAGCACCUCCUUGGCCUAGACCGCGAUCGAGCAACGAAAAAAUGUUUCUAAUACCAAAACAGUUAGAUGUAGAAGACAAAAUUAUUAUCAGCUGCCGAUUACGGGAUGACCCAUCAGAAUUCAAAAUUGGAUUAGCAACGGGAUAUGACCAACCUGACUAUAACAACCUUGCUUGUCAAUUUGAGAUGUUGUUAAAAGAACAAGAUAAAUACACCGUAAGAAUUAUAAGUAAUGGACAAUAUAAUGAUCAAUUUGGAGGGCCUGCAUCUGAAGUUUAUGGAGGUAACAAAAAUACAUUUUUCAGAAUGGAGUUCCAAAUUAGAAACAGAAAUCAGAUGGAUAUAUUUGUAGAAGAAUCCCACAUAACAUCAAUUAAUUUGAUGCACAGUUUAGAAAGCAUUAGAUUCUUAACCGUGAAUGGUGAUAUUGAUAGAGUAGUAAGUCUUAAUUUUGAAUUUGGGCCAUCAUCCUAAAUAAUGAGAAAUAACUGAUUAAAAAAUAAUGUUUGUUAGAGCUAGUUUCUAACAUUAUGCAAAAAUGUAUUAAUAAUCUGUCCAUAUUUAUAUUAUUUCGAAUAGAUUAUACUUAAGUUGUAUUUAUAAGUAAAAAGAACAGAAACAAUUUUAGUGUCAGUAUUACAUACCUAUUAUCGUUUAUCAUAAGUUAGACCUUCAAACAAUGAUUGACUACAUGAUUAUAAUUUCCUACUUAAGCAUUUAGUAACUAGUACCAUCUUACAAUUAGUAAGUACUUACAGAUAGUUUGUUGUUAUUGUAAUAACCUUUUGUAUUAAAUUUAAGUACAUAUUUGUAUGUACAAAAAAAGCAUUUAUUUUAUUAUUAUGGAAUAAAGCACAAAGUAGAUAUGUGAAUUAUGGAGUUUGAAGUAUCUAUUAACAUUAUUUUGAUGCUGAAUCCACAUUUUAUAGAUAAACCUACUUAUAUCUAAUUCAUAGUCACUAUCCCACCAUAGGUUUAAACAUUUCAUUAUAUUAUGUAUCUUUGUUGUGCGCUAUAUAGUUAUUGUGUUCAUUUUGGAGCCAUAUAUUGUUAUUAAUGUGUGUGCAUCACGAAAACCCUUGCUUUGGCACGUGUUUAAGAAUAUGACUUGGUUACAUGCAUUACACGUCUUUUCAAGUUAUUAUGAGUUUUUAUUUUUACCUUUCAAUUAUAAUAAUUUAGUUACAAGCUUGUUCACUUUUUGUUUUGUUUGGACUAGAAAUUGCCUCUAUGACAAUAUUUGAAAUAAUAAAAACAACCUAUGUAAUUUGUUCUGAAA